AACAGAUGCAGCUACUUCAACAGCCGUCCAGUAAGAAAGUCAAGCAGCUGGUGUUCCAGCAGCUCCUCCAACUCCAGCAGCAGCACCAGCAACUCCUCCAGGCACAGAAGCCAACGCUGUCCUCUCCUGCAGCUCUCCCAGCAGCAUGUCUCAGCUCUGCAGAGAUGCAGCAGAUAUGGAAAGAGCUCACAUUUGGAAUAACUGAAGAUAAAAUCGUAACAAACUCUUCAGCUCAGAAAACGUCAACAGAAGCUACCGGGAGACUGAGCAGUGACCAGCAGUCGGUGUCUCCUCACAGGGCAGAACGCGCUGGAAAGGGUGAUCAAGCUGCUGUACACACUCUUUUUGCCCAUGGAGUGUGCAACUGGCCUGGCUGUGAAGCAAUCUGUGAAAGCUUCACCCAGUUUAUCAAGCACAUGAGCAGUGAACACACUCUGGACGACAGAAGCACAGCCCAAUGCAGAGUCCAGACGCAGGUUGUUCAGCAGCUUGAGCUUCAGCUCUGCAAAGAACGGGAUCGCCUGCAAGCAAUGAUGGCUCACCUGCAUCUGCCUUCCUUAGAAGCUGAAUCGCUGCAGCUUGAAACGGCCGCUGACCCUCGAGGCCCACAGGCCAGUCCAACAGUAGUCACCAGCAAACUGAGACAGCUGGACUCUGCCCAGGUGUCCCCCAGACCUCUGGACCCAGUCACGUCUGCAUCCCAGAGUUGUGAAAAAGUCUCACCAACUUUAUUGUCUGCUGGAGCCAUAAGACGUCGUCACCACCCUUUGGUCUUUUCUCUGUCUUCGGAAAAUGAAUAUGAGCUUUACAAGAACACUGAUAUAAGACCACCUUUCACCUACGCAACACUGAUUCGACAGGCUAUUAUGGAAGCAUCAGACAUGCAGCUAACACUCAAUGAGAUAUACAACUGGUUCAUGAGGACGUUUGCAUAUUUCAGGCGCAACGCUGCCACUUGGAAGAACGCUGUUCGCCACAACCUGAGCCUGCACAAGUGCUUCGUGCGCGUGGAGAACGUGAAAGGUGCCGUGUGGACGGUGGACGAGGAGGAAUACCAGCGGAGGAGAUCGCAGAAGACGACUGGAAGUCCAACAAUGACAAAAAAUGUGUCCCCCAAUCUGGGUUUUGGUACGACUCUGCAUGCCACCUUGCAGGCUGCACUAGCAGAGGCAUCGCUACCAGGAUGCAAGAAGGGAAGCAUGAAGAGAAACUUCAGGAGUCCUUUACAGGACAACAAAGCAGCAGAUGGGAACAGCCACAAAACUCCAAACAUUCCUCAAUUGCAGCAGCAGCUUUUCUUCCAGGAUGAAGAACUGAAUAUGAAUGACCAAGAAUGUCUGUAUACAAACAAUGAAACCAGCCAGUCUGCAGCAGAAUAUGACCCAAAAUGGUGAAGAGCAUUUAUUUAACCUCGAAUGACUCGUUGAAGUCAACAAAAUAUUAAACCAUAAAGCAGUAAAACAAGCACUCAUUGAGCCACAGCCAGAAAUCCUCAUCAAAAUGGAGACAUUUGAUCAUGCUGUAUGGUUCUUGCUGUAUAUUCAUAUUCAUGAAAAUAGUAUCUCUCUAAAUGUCUGGAACAAUCAACUUUGCCCGUUACAUUUCAAUCUUAACUCAAGAGAAGAAAAAUGCCAGAGCUGCAGGACUUGUCAAAAUACUCUGUGCAUUUAACGAAAUUGCUUUUAUCUUUUAAUAGAGGGGUAAAAAUUGGUAAAAACAGGUAAAAAGUAUGCGGAGUUGU
Melanotaenia boesemani (Boeseman's rainbowfish) is the source of this 1741-nucleotide messenger RNA. Its product is annotated as forkhead box protein P2-like. Gene Ontology annotation, biological process: regulation of transcription by RNA polymerase II. Gene Ontology annotation, cellular component: nucleus. The transcript has 13 exons. The record is from RefSeq and is a predicted model, not a curated record. Gene Ontology annotation, molecular function: RNA polymerase II cis-regulatory region sequence-specific DNA binding; DNA-binding transcription repressor activity, RNA polymerase II-specific. The coding region runs from base 6 to 1394 and encodes 462 amino acids. NCBI's taxonomy places the organism in Eukaryota, Metazoa, Chordata, Actinopteri, Atheriniformes, Melanotaeniidae.